Molecule: messenger RNA, 3904 nt
Organism: Centropristis striata (black sea bass)
Lineage: Eukaryota; Metazoa; Chordata; Actinopteri; Perciformes; Serranidae
Gene: pdia5
Product: protein disulfide isomerase family A, member 5
Exons: 17
Coding region: 18-1604 (528 amino acids)
Biological process (GO): protein folding
Cellular component (GO): endoplasmic reticulum
Molecular function (GO): protein disulfide isomerase activity
Source: RefSeq, a predicted model, not a curated record
GACGUGGCAGCGGCAUCAUGGCCUCUUGGAACAGCCACGGGAGUCGGAUGAGAGAGGCGAAAAUGUUCAUGUUGGUGUUGCUGGUGUGGCUGCUGCCGGUGUUGGAGGCAGUGAAGGUGUCUCCUCUCAUAGAGAAGGUCAACGACCACAAAGACUUCAAGAAGCUGCUCAGGACGAGAACCAACGUUUUGGUGGUCUACACCAAGACAGCUACAUCAGGGGACUCCUACCUGAAACUGCUAUCAGAUGUGGCCCAGACGGUAAAGGGCCAAGGGACCAUUGCCUGGGUCAACUGUGGAGACUCGGAGGGCCGUAAACUCUGUAAGAAAGUGAAGGUGGACCCGAGCUCCAAACAUGGAGGAGCAGAGCUGCUGCAUUACAAAGAUGGGACGUUCCACACAGAGUACAACAGGCCCGCCACCUCCAAGUCCAUGGUAGCAUUCUUGAAAGACCCUUCAGGACCCCCACUGUGGGAGGAGAACCCUGAGGCAAAAGAUGUCGUCCACAUAGAGACAGAAAAAGACUUCAGGAAGCUGCUGAAGAAAGAGGAGAGACCAGCCCUUGUGAUGUUCUAUGCUCCCUGGUGCGGCGUUUGCAAGAGAAUGCAGCCCAUCUUUCAGCAGGCCGCCACGGAGACCAAGGGAAAAUAUGUACUGGCAGGGAUGAAUGUGCACCCGGCUGAGUUUGACGGCCUCAAGCAGGAGUACAACGUCAAAGGCUACCCGACCUUCUGCUACUUUGAGAAGGGGAAGUUCCUUCACCACUAUGAAAACUACGGAGCCACAGCCAAAGAUAUCGCGGACUGGAUGAAAAACCCUCAGCCCCCCCAGCCAAAGACCCCCGAGGUGCCGUGGUCAGAGUCAGACUCCGCGGUCUUCCACCUGACCGAUGAGUCCUUUGACAGCUUCCUGGAGGAACAUCCUGCAGCCCUGGUCAUGUUUUACGCCCCCUGGUGUGGACACUGCAAGAAGAUGAAGCCAGAGUAUGAUGAAGCUGCUGAAAUACUCAACAAGGGUGCAGACAGUCCGGGAGUGUUGGCAGCAGUGGAUUCCACAGUGCACAAGGCUGUGGGGGAUCGCUUCAAGAUCUCUGGCUUCCCAACCGUCAAGUAUUUUGAGAAAGGUGAAGAUAAGUACACGCUGCCACACCUCCGAAGCAAAGACAAGAUCAUCGAGUUCCUGCACAAUCCCCAGGCACCUCCUCCACCAGAGCAGUCCUGGGAGGACAAGCCCUCCAGCGUCAGCCAUCUUGGAUCAGAGGAUUUCCGAGAAGCUCUGAAGAAGAAAAAACAUGCUCUGGUCAUGUUCUACGCUCCCUGGUGUCCACACUGUAAAAACGCUGUUCCCCACUUCACCACGGCAGCAGAGCUCUUUAAAGAGGACCGCAAGAUUGUGUACGCGGCUGUUGACUGUACAAAAGGACAGAACCACGAACUCUGUAAGCAGGAAGGAGUGGAGGGCUACCCAACGUUCAACCACUACAACUACGGAAAGUUUGUGGAAAAAUACAAUGGAGAUCGUGGGGAGGCGGGCUUCAUAGGUUUCAUGCGUAGCCUAAGAGGACGUGAUCAGGAAAAGGUUGUCAAGAGGAAGGAGGAGCUCUGAGGGCGGCGUGCAGGGAAGGGGGGAGUUGCACUGCACAGUUUGUCAUUGCACUGUGACCCUUGACCCCGGCAAGGGCCCAAUCAGCACUGACGUGGGAGACUUGAUGACCUCAGCGAAAGGCUAUUUUUUUAUAUCGUGGUGAUCACGUUUGUAAUAAUACCAACAGAGUACCUGCAGUGAGACCGACCACUUGAGACUUCUUUUUUCAUGGAUAUUCUGAUGGGCAGAAAAUACACUGGCAAAAAAAAAAGUAAUUCCUUUUUUUUUUUCUUUUAGUUUUUUUGCCCAAACACUGUGAUAACAUAUGUGAAAAGCUACACCCUAUACUUUAUCUAUGCAAUACUGACCCCUGCUUAGCCCUAUAGGGGUCUGUGUAACACCCAUGGUGAUGGUGGUGGGGAUCAGUUGUUAAAGGUGGAGGCUGCGCUGUCCGUCACUCCACAGGGGUCCUAAUCCAGUCCCAUCAACCCUGCUCUUUCUCUAGAAAGAAACUAAUUAUUGACACACACCCGUUGGUUCCAAUAUUUUUACCUUCAUGUCUCAAGUCCAGAACCAUCCAGAAUAUUCCUUUGUUAUCCUCACACAUCGACUGGGAGAUAACUGCAUUUAACAUCUAAAAAAUUGCUUGUACAGUAAAAUGUCAGUUGCUGUAGCAGUAAAGUUGCUGAAAUAAUGGCCAAAGGUUCAAUAUUCUGUAUGGUUCCAGGCUCUCGUUAUUAGUUUUGCUUUUAGAAAGUACUUUUUUUGCUUAAAACUGUGGCCUUAUAGAUAUAAAAAAUAAAAACAUGCUGGAAUUGCAAAAAUAAACAAAAAAAGAAGGGAAUCAGAGGCCUGGUGCCCUUGCAAUUCUCUCGGGUUAUGGACCAGAGCAAGUCAAAGAAAAAGAAAAAAACAAGAACAUGACAUGCCAAAUAUUGUUGCGCAUUAUUGCCCUUGAUAUUUUCAGGCUUUUUACAUUCCCAAAUAUUAAAAACAUUCAAAGAUUUAACAAGGUAGAGCUCAUUUACAUACAGUAAGCAUGGGAGAUGCUAAAGUAUGGAGGCUAAAUAUUGCAUGAUGAUCAUGAAAUGUCCAAAAUAUGAACCUGCCCUCCCUCUGCUGAAGUAAUCAUGGAUUCCAGCUAAUAUCCCACAAUAAUAUCCCCUCUGCUUUUACACAUUGUUCAGGGAGAUGCUGGAAGAAUUCAGACCUCUGGUUUACACUUUGGGCAUUCAGGGUUUUUGUUUAAGGGUACCCAGUACGUUUUCCGCACAUGCUUUUCCACUCCUUUUUUGCUGAACAAAACUACACCAAGGAGCCAAAAGGACAGCACUCUUGACAGUUCUGUCUCGAUCCGUGUCUGCCUGCCAUGCCUUGGCCUGGACGUGCUCUGCUUCAGCUAGCUCGGACAGUGCUCUCCCAUGCCUUCCAUCAUAUUCCGAGGGAUGAAUCCAUAGUACAUCCAAGGAGUAAUUAUGUGAAAUGAAGUCUCCAGACCCUCUCCCACUUCUGCCAGCAUAACACCAUGAUCAUUACUUCUGUGGCCACUAUAAAUAUUUAAAGGCUUAUCUGUAGCUGAUCUUGUGUUUUAUUAUUCAAGACUUUGGUUUCUUUCAUUAUGAAUAAGGUUCUCAGGGAUAGCGAAACACAAUUAAAGGGAACUAGUUUGUUUGUAAUUUUGCAUUCCAGCUGAAUAAUUUUGAGCCCUUAGGCCACCAAAUUAAAUAUUGUUUACAUUUGUAUCCCAAAAGAAAGAGAAAAAAAAUCAAAUCGUCCUUUUUCUGUGCUGUAUCAUGACAACGUGAAUAUUGUCAGUAGACGUUACUGAAUCAUUUUCUUGUCAAACAUUAUCAUUGUGAUUUUUAAUGGAUUCAUUCCAAGUGAAACGGUUUCAAAUGUUCUGGCUGGCACCAAACACUUAUUUUGUGUUUAGUGUGAUUAUUAAUAUUCAUGAUAUGCAAGAACAUUUUGAAAGAGUGCUUUAUACAGUUAAGUGUUGACAUAUCACUGUAAUUAGGUGUUCAUCUCCUCUCGAGGGGAUUUCAUUACCUUCGUUAGCUGUAUCCAUUUGUUUAUAUUUUCGAGUCUCCACAGUGACAUCACACGUUUGUUGAAUUAUUAGAAAGACCACCUCUCUUAUCCCAAAGGUAUCAUGUUGUGUGGGAAUUUGUAACACUUAUGCCAAGAAGUCAUUGUUUCCUUUGUUGGUUUUUCUGUGUCCAGCCAUACGUACAGUUUUUCCCCUUGCAGUAAGGACCUUGCAAGAUAAAAAAUAAAAUAAAAUUCAAACAUUUCCCAUAAAAAAAUCACCUGUUCUUAUG